ACCACCUGCAGAAUGAAGCGAAGAAGUUUGAAAACCAAGUGCCACGCCUUCCCCUCCCAUGAAGAGCCCAUUAAGAGGCAGAAGUGGAUGAUGAGCGCUUUUGCGUCGUCUCCCCGUCAGGACUGGGGUAACCUCCCCCACCACGUGGUCUUGCAGAUCUUUCAGCACCUGUCGCUGGUUGACCGGGCCAGAGCCUCGUCUGUGUGCCGGCGCUGGAAUGACGUCUUUCACACCCCUGACCUGUGGAGGAGGUUUGAGUUUGAGCUCAAUCAGCCUGCCACUUCUUAUCUGCGCUCCACUCACCCUGACCUCAUUCAGCAGAUCAUCAAGAGGCACGCCCAGCACCUGCAGUACGUCAGCUUCAAGUAUUUCCACACCUUCAUUUUAUGCGUGUUUGUCUUUACCAAAAAUGGGAAAUCGCUGCUGGCGAACCAGGUGGACAGCUGCACAGAAUCUGCAGAGGCGGCCUGUGACAUUCUUUCCCAACUGGUGAACUGUACCAUCAAAACCCUGGGGCUGAUUUCUACAGCGCGGCCCAGCUUCAUGGACGUGUCUCAAGCACAUUUUGUGUCUGCACUGACAGUGGUGUUUGUGAACUCCAAGUCCCUGUCCUCCAUCAAAAUUGAUGACACCCCAGUGGAUGAUCCAUCCCUGAAGGUGCUGGUGGCCAACAACAGUGAUACUCUGAAGUUGCUGAAGAUGAGCAGCUGUCCUCAUGUGUCCCCAGCAGGCAUCUUGUGUGUUGCAGACCAGUGCCAUGGCCUCAGGGAGCUGGCAUUGAACUACCAUCUCCUCAGUGAUGAGCUCCUACUCGCCCUCUCCUCUGAAAAACACGUCCACUUGGAACACCUGCGCAUUGAUGUGGUGAGCGAAAACCCCGGUCAGACUCAUUUUCACACCAUCAAGCGGAGCAGCUGGGAGGCUUUGGUCCGACACUCCCCCAAGGUCAACAUCGUCAUGUACUUCUUCCUUUACGAGGAGGAGUUUGAGCCCUUCUUCUGCGAGGAGACCCCAGUCACACACCUGUACUUUGGCCGGGCAGUCAGCAAAGAGAUGCUGGGCCGCAUCGGGCUGAACUGCCCUCGGCUGGUUGAGCUGGUGGUGUGCGCCAACGGGCUGGAACCCCUGGACGAAGAGCUGAUCCGCAUCGCAGAGCGCUGCAAAAGCCUGACGGCCAUCGGGCUGGGCGAGUGCGAAGUGACCUGCAGCGGCUUUGUGGAGUUUGUGAAAAUGUGCGGGGGCAGGUUGACGCAACUGUCCAUCAUGGAGGAGGUGCUGAUCCCGGACAGCAGCUACAACAUGGAGCAGAUUCACAGCGAGGUGUCGAAGCACCUGGGACGCAUGUGGUUCCCGGACAUGAUGCCCACCUGGUAG
This is a messenger RNA of Menidia menidia (Atlantic silverside), 1374 nucleotides long. NCBI's taxonomy places the organism in Eukaryota, Metazoa, Chordata, Actinopteri, Atheriniformes, Atherinopsidae. The record is from the annotation of a GenBank genome assembly.